Messenger RNA from Sciurus carolinensis (gray squirrel), 9899 nucleotides. It is a transcript of the gene Smc1a, whose product is annotated as structural maintenance of chromosomes 1A. Gene Ontology annotation, molecular function: protein binding; ATP binding; DNA binding. The transcript has 25 exons. NCBI's taxonomy places the organism in Eukaryota, Metazoa, Chordata, Mammalia, Rodentia, Sciuridae. The record is from RefSeq and is a predicted model, not a curated record. The coding region runs from base 89 to 3790 and encodes 1233 amino acids. Gene Ontology annotation, cellular component: chromosome; cohesin complex; nucleus. Gene Ontology annotation, biological process: sister chromatid cohesion.
CCUGCACUGCGGCCUUUCCCGCGCGGGCAACCUCGGUUCCCCGGCUUACAGCGCGGCCUCUCCUACCGCCGCUGGAGCCGCCGCCGUCAUGGGUUUCCUGAAACUGAUUGAGAUCGAGAACUUUAAAUCGUACAAGGGUCGACAGAUUAUCGGACCAUUUCAGAGGUUCACCGCCAUCAUUGGACCCAAUGGCUCUGGUAAGUCAAAUCUCAUGGAUGCCAUCAGCUUUGUGCUAGGUGAAAAAACCAGCAACCUGAGAGUAAAGACCCUGCGGGACCUGAUCCAUGGAGCUCCUGUGGGCAAACCAGCUGCCAACCGGGCCUUUGUCAGCAUGGUCUACUCUGAGGAGGGUGCUGAGGAUCGCACCUUUGCUCGUGUCAUUGUAGGAGGUUCUUCUGAAUACAAGAUCAACAACAAAGUGGUGCAGCUACAUGAGUACAGUGAGGAAUUAGAGAAAUUGGGCAUUCUCAUCAAAGCUCGUAACUUCCUUGUCUUUCAGGGUGCUGUGGAAUCUAUUGCCAUGAAGAACCCCAAAGAAAGGACAGCUCUAUUUGAAGAGAUCAGUCGCUCUGGGGAGCUGGCCCAGGAGUAUGAUAAGCGAAAGAAGGAAAUGGUGAAGGCUGAAGAGGACACACAAUUUAAUUACCAUCGCAAGAAAAACAUUGCAGCUGAACGAAAGGAGGCCAAACAGGAGAAAGAAGAGGCGGACCGCUACCAGCGCCUGAAAGACGAGGUGGUGCGAGCUCAGGUACAGCUGCAACUCUUUAAGCUUUACCACAAUGAAGUAGAAAUUGAGAAACUCAACAAGGAACUGGCCUCAAAGAACAAAGAGAUUGAGAAAGACAAGAAGCGAAUGGACAAGGUAGAGGAUGAGCUGAAGGAGAAGAAGAAGGAGCUGGGCAAAAUGAUGCGGGAGCAGCAGCAGAUCGAGAAGGAGAUCAAGGAGAAGGACUCAGAGCUGAAUCAGAAGCGACCUCAGUACAUCAAAGCCAAGGAGAAUACCUCCCACAAAAUCAAGAAGCUGGAAGCAGCUAAGAAGUCUCUGCAGAAUGCUCAGAAGCACUAUAAGAAGCGUAAAGGUGACAUGGAUGAACUGGAGAAGGAGAUGCUUUCGGUGGAGAAGGCCCGGCAGGAGUUUGAAGAACGAAUGGAAGAGGAGAGUCAGAGUCAGGGCAGAGACUUGACCCUGGAGGAGAAUCAGGUAAAGAAAUACCACCGGCUGAAAGAAGAAGCCAGCAAGAGAGCAGCCACUUUAGCCCAGGAGCUGGAGAAGUUCAAUCGAGAUCAGAAAGCUGACCAGGACCGUUUGGAUCUGGAAGAGCGGAAGAAAGUAGAGACAGAGGCCAAGAUCAAGCAGAAAUUACGAGAGAUUGAAGAGAAUCAGAAGCGGAUUGAAAAGCUGGAGGAAUACAUCACUACUAGCAAGCAGUCCCUAGAGGAGCAGAAGAAGCUAGAGGGAGAAUUGACUGAGGAGGUGGAGAUGGCCAAGCGACGAAUUGAUGAGAUUAAUAAGGAGCUGAAUCAGGUGAUGGAGCAAUUGGGGGAUGCACGCAUUGACCGCCAGGAAAGCAGCCGUCAGCAGAGAAAGGCAGAGAUAAUGGAAAGCAUCAAGCGCCUUUACCCUGGCUCUGUGUAUGGUCGCCUCAUUGACCUCUGUCAGCCCACACAAAAGAAGUACCAGAUUGCUGUGACCAAGGUUUUGGGCAAGAACAUGGAUGCCAUUAUUGUAGACUCAGAGAAGACAGGCCGGGAUUGUAUUCAAUAUAUCAAGGAGCAGCGUGGGGAGCCUGAGACUUUUUUGCCUCUUGACUACCUGGAGGUGAAACCUACGGAUGAAAAACUCCGGGAGCUGAAAGGGGCCAAGCUAGUGAUUGAUGUGAUUCGCUAUGAGCCACCUCACAUCAAAAAAGCCCUGCAGUAUGCUUGUGGCAAUGCCCUUGUCUGUGACAAUGUGGAAGAUGCCCGCCGCAUUGCCUUUGGAGGCCAUCAGCGCCACAAGACAGUGGCACUGGAUGGGACCCUGUUCCAGAAGUCAGGAGUCAUCUCUGGUGGAGCCAGUGACCUGAAAGCCAAGGCACGGCGCUGGGAUGAGAAAGCAGUAGACAAAUUAAAAGAGAAGAAGGAGCGGUUGACAGAGGAGCUGAAAGAGCAAAUGAAGGCAAAGCGGAAAGAGGCAGAGCUGCGUCAGGUGCAGUCUCAGGCCCAUGGAUUGCAGAUGCGACUCAAGUACUCACAGAGUGACCUAGAACAAACCAAAACACGACAUCUGGCGCUAAAUCUCCAGGAAAAGUCCAAGCUGGAGAGUGAGCUGGCCAACUUCGGGCCUCGCAUUAAUGAUAUCAAGAGGAUUAUCCAGAGCCGAGAGAGAGAAAUGAAGGACUUGAAAGAGAAGAUGAACCAGGUAGAAGAUGAGGUGUUUGAAGAGUUUUGUCGGGAGAUUGGUGUGCGCAACAUCCGGGAGUUUGAGGAAGAGAAGGUGAAGCGACAGAAUGAAAUUGCCAAGAAGCGUUUGGAGUUUGAAAAUCAGAAGACUCGCUUGGGCAUCCAGUUGGAUUUUGAAAAGAACCAGCUGAAGGAGGACCAGGAUAAAGUACACAUGUGGGAACAGACAGUGAAAAAGGAUGAAAAUGAGAUAGAAAAACUCAAGAAGGAGGAACAAAGACACAUGAAGAUCAUAGAUGAGACCAUGGCCCAACUACAAGACCUGAAGAAUCAGCACCUGGCCAAGAAGUCAGAAGUGAAUGACAAGAAUCAUGAGAUGGAAGAGAUUCGGAAGAAACUGGGGGGUGCCAACAAGGAAAUGACCCACUUACAGAAGGAGGUGACAGCCAUUGAAACCAAGCUUGAACAGAAGCGCAGUGAUCGCCACAACUUGCUACAGGCCUGCAAGAUGCAGGACAUCAAGUUGCCUCUGUCAAAGGGCACCAUGGAUGAUAUUAGUCAGGAAGAGGGUAGCUCCCAAGGGGAGGAGUCAGUGAGUGGUUCUCAGAGAACUUCCAGUAUCUAUGCACGAGAAGCCCUCAUUGAGAUUGACUACGGUGACCUGUGUGAGGAUCUGAAGGAUGCCCAGGCUGAGGAGGAGAUCAAGCAAGAAAUGAACACACUGCAGCAAAAGCUGAAUGAGCAGCAGAGUGUGCUUCAGCGGAUUGCUGCCCCCAACAUGAAGGCCAUGGAAAAGCUGGAAAGUGUACGAGACAAGUUCCAGGAGACUUCAGAUGAAUUUGAGGCAGCCCGAAAGCGAGCAAAGAAGGCCAAACAGGCUUUUGAACAGAUUAAGAAGGAGCGCUUUGACCGUUUCAAUGCUUGUUUUGAAUCUGUGGCUACUAACAUUGAUGAGAUCUACAAGGCUCUGUCCCGUAACAGCAGUGCCCAGGCAUUCCUGGGCCCUGAGAACCCUGAGGAGCCCUACUUGGAUGGUAUCAACUAUAAUUGUGUGGCUCCUGGCAAACGCUUCCGGCCUAUGGACAACUUGUCAGGCGGGGAGAAGACAGUGGCAGCUCUGGCCCUGCUCUUUGCCAUCCACAGCUACAAGCCAGCCCCCUUCUUCGUCCUGGAUGAGAUCGAUGCUGCCUUGGAUAACACCAACAUUGGCAAGGUGGCAAAUUAUAUCAAGGAGCAGUCGACUUGCAACUUCCAGGCCAUUGUCAUCUCUCUCAAGGAGGAGUUCUACACCAAGGCUGAGAGCCUCAUUGGAGUCUAUCCUGAGCAAGGGGACUGUGUGAUCAGCAAAGUCCUGACCUUCGACCUCACCAAGUACCCAGAUGCCAACCCCAACCCCAAUGAGCAGUAGCAGUAGUUCUGCCCUCCCGUCCUGUCUGGAUUCCUAAACUGCCCCUCUCCCAAUCUGAAUAUUUGGCACCCAACUUUCCCCUCCCUCCUGGCCCUGUUUGGUGUAGUCAUGGGAUUUAGGCACUGCUAUCAAGCACGAAGAGGAACAGAGGUGAUAUUAGGUCUGGAGCAAAAAUUCCUGAGCUACAGGGAGCAUCCUGGCCUCUGGAAGGAGGUGCUGAGCUGAGCUGAACUGAGCUGAACAGGGCCAUCUGUCCAUACCACCCACUCCCAGACUGUCCCCCCAUCACCCAUAAUCAUGGGUCCCUUGGGCUCCUGGCCCACUGAGUGUGUGGGUAUGUAUGUGUGCUUAUGUAUGUUUGCCUGUGUGCAUGUGGGUGUGUUUGCAAAAUAAUAAAAAAUAUUGGAGACCUGUUUUAGAAGAAGCCUAGGCUGAAUUUGAUUCCAAGAGACCUUAGGAUGACAGCACCCAGAGCUGGGCAAAGGUACUCGGGAUCUCAUAGGAGUCUUAGGCAGUCACUGGAAACUGCCCUCAUUUGCUCAUUCAUAUUAUAUUCAUCAGAUACAUACUGAACACCCUCUAUUUGUCAGGCUCUCCUUAGAUUACUGAGUUUAAAUUAGACAUGAUCUGUAUCCCAGUAAGGAGAUGUAGUGGAUUCAUGAAUUAUAGUGAUUAGCCAAAUGUUCAAUUUGAGAAGAGGAUGAUCACCUCCAGGUUUCCUGGAGAAGAUCAUGUUUGAGCUGGACCUUGACAGAUUGGUAGGAUUUGGUCAGGCACUAGAAGCAAAGCAUGGGCUCUAGGGACAGACAAUUAUGGGUUCUGGUCCCACUUUUUAUCACUUAGUAGUUGUUUGACAUUGGGCAAGUUAUUUUACCAUUUUACCUUUCUGUGCCUCAGUUCCCUCAUCUGUAAAAUGGGGCUAACAAUAUUACCUACCUCAUAGGAUUUAAUGAUGUCAAGCUCCUCACUGGAGGUAUUAUCCAUGUGUGGAGCCAACUAGGUGCCGACCCCUCAGAAUACAAGCCUUCUCAUGCCUGGACCCUUGAGGGCUUCUGAUCCUGGCUUUUAGGGACAGAAGGAACCUCCAAAUCUUGGAGGUGCUCUGGUUAAUGAGAAAGUUCCAGGGAAAUGAUGGGGUUUACCUAGUAAGUGAAAGGCCCGAGAAAGCCUAUAGCUUCAACCAUGUAUAACUGGGUGCUUGGGCCCCAAUUUGGGUUGUGAGGAACUAGGAGGAGAGGUAACCUGGGCCUAAUAUGUGAGAAUCCUGUUGGGACCUAACCUCAUUAGGUGUAAGGACUGUAAAGGCAACAAAGCCUGAUGCAAUGAGUUCAGCCUUCACUCAUUCACAUACAUCAUCAUACUUGUCUUAUCCUGAUCCAUGUUAUUGCUUUUCUGUUUUUAAAAAGUUAAAUCAACUGAAGGUGUAGUUCAUUGGUAGAGCACAUGCUUAGCAUGUGCAGGGCCCUAGGUUCAAGUCCUAGCUGCCCCCCACCAGAGUUCUAACUACACGAAUAAUGCAUGAAUCCAUUCUCUUUAAGAAAUUAGAUUGUUACAGAUAAAGGUAGCCUCAUUCAACUACAACUACUCCCCCUCCUACUCUUUCCCCUCUUAACUGCUGUUAGGUUUAUUACGCUUCCAUCUAGACUUUAAUAUUUUACAUACAUAUAUGAAUUUGCUGAAAAUAUCAUGUCUAAUGCAAAUGGUAUAUUGAAUUGUUCUUCAGUUUGCUUUCUUUGCUUAACAGUGUUUUUGAAAGCUACACAUUGCUAAGUGUAGAUCAAUCCACCCUCUGUAAUUGCUGUAUAGAUUGCCAUCAUAUGACUCUACCACAUUUUAUUUACCCAUUUCUCUUGUGAUGGACAUUAAGACUUUUUUAAAUUUUAUUAUUACAAAAUACUACAUAGGAGUAUCCCUGUAUCUGUGUGAAAGUGUGUCUGUGUGUCUGAAAGUUUACCUGGGUUGAUUCCUAGAAGUGGAAUUGCAGAGUCAUAGGAUAUUUAUAUAUUUGUUUCUGAUAGAUAUUUCCAAAUUACCCUCCUGUACUAUUUACUCAGUAUUUUUCGUGAGGUGAUUGAGGUCUAACAUUGUUAUCUACAUCAGUUUCAUUCUAAGUAGUGAUAUCCAUGAAGUCAGCAGUUCGAUGUGCUAAUUAUGUAUUUUUCUAAUACGUAUUAAAAGGCAUGACAUCUAAACAAAAAAAAAUUGUCUGUGUUCAACCAAAGAAAUCACAUACCACCAGUGGUAUAUGUGCCAUAAUUUGGCUAAUGCUGGCACAGUUUGGGGAUCAGACCUGGUUCAAAUCCUAGCUGUAGAAACUUGGGCAAGUUACAUCCUCACUGAACCUCAGUUUCCUCAUUCUAUAAAAGGAGAUAAAUAGGACUUAUAGAUGGGUAGCUCAGUGGUAGAGCUCUUGCCUAACAUGUAUAAGACCUGGGGUUUGAUUCACAGCCCUGACCAAAAAAUAAAAGGAGAUAAACACCUACCUUGCAGCAGUGAAGGAAGAUUAUGUGAAUAUAUUUGAAGCAAUUUAGCUGGCAUAUCUAGAUUACCACAACUUUUUAAAGGUAGUGGUUGCUAUUCUCCCUGCUUUACAGAUGAGAAAACUGAGACCCUAAAAGGGUUUGUGAUCCACUUAUCAGAUAGCAGUGCGAGCUUGAAACCAGGUCUUCCAAUUCAUUCUAGUGCUUUUUCUACUAUAAAGGUGAUUAUCAACUUUGGCUGUACAUCAGAAUUAAUUAUUUGUGAAGCUUUUCCUUUUCCCUUUUUAAAAAUCAAAGCAACAUAUACACAGGUGAAAAUAGUACAGAAGGGCUUUAAUGAAAAGCAGCAGCUCCCUGCUGCACCCCCACAUCCAAAGGAUUGUGGAACUCUUUAAAAAUAAAUCGGUCUGGUCCCGCCUCUGGAAAUCUGAUUCAGUAGGUGUGGAGAAUAACCUGGAUAACUAGUCCCUACCUUUCAAGAUAUAAAGGGCUAAGGCCUUGACACAUAAGUGCUACAAAGGAUCUUCAAAGACUUAGGUCCAAAGGGCAGGUGAGAUGACUUGUCCAAGAUUCCAGUGGUUUAGUGACAGAGCCCAGAGUUCCACUUGGAUCUUAGUGCUUGCCUGCUGCUCUUUCCUCUUGUGCCCCACCACUUCCUGUCACUGCAAGGCAGCAAAAGUCAGUGAAGGCUGUGCUCAGAGGAGGUGUGUUUCUAAGCAAGCUGGAUCCAAGUAGAAUCUCUAGGGCUUGUUGGAGGAACCAAGUUGACUCCUUUAUACCCUGGAACCAUUUGCCUUGGUUUAAGGAGUUGAGAGUACUCCACAACAAUAUCUUCCUUUAAUUAUGUGCUUCACUCUGGGAAUGAUAGUAUGGUAUACCAGGAACACAAAGAUGAGUCAAAUCAUUUUUCUGCCUUUGAGGAGUUCGCUUUCUAGUUGGGGAAGUAAUUCAUACGAUGGCCAUUAACCAUAUGGUGAUCAGUUCUCUGACAGAAUCACAGGAGGGACAUCUAGCUUGGAUAGAUUCAGGGAAGGCAUCCUCUAGGGGGUGACACCUGAACUGAGACUUGAGGGACUGGUUGGCAUUAGGUAGUUGAGAAAGAAAAAGGGAAUUCCAGGUAGUGGAAACAGUAUGUAUGCACAAAGACCUGAAGGCAAGAAAUAGCAAAGCAAUUCAGGAAUACUGAAGAAUAAAGAUCCCUGGGGUAAAGGAAAAACAACAAGGAAAGCUAGGGGUAGUCAGGAAGCAUAAUGGAAGAGGGUUGUAGGCCUGGCUAGAGUUUGGUGGGACAGUGUGGUUUCCAUACUGUCUGUACACAGGAAACCUACAGGCCAUUCUGGGUCCCAACCUCUAAACAGUUUCAGCAAUUUAGUUUUCGUUAAUGCUUUUAAAGGUCACAUGACCAGCAUGCUGCAGAUUUGGGACCCAUAGCUUGAAGGCAGUGGGAUAAACACAAAACUGGUUUUAAGCAGAGGGUACUCUAGAUAUGAAUUAACUUGUUUCUGGCCAGCCAGCCAGGGUGAAAAUGGGUUAGAUAGUCAUAGUGGAUGCAUGUAAGUUUCCCUGUUAUUCAACUUCUUGCACUGUAUUUGCUUUUUUUUUUUUUUUUUAAGCGGUGCUGGGGAUUGAACCCAGGGCCUUGUGCUUGCAAAGCAAGCACUCUACCAACAGAGCUAUAUCCCCAGCCCUAUAUUUGCUUAUUUUGUCUCUGAAUAACAUGUACAUCCCUUACAGAAAGCAUGGUACCUGACAAAACAGGCACCUAAUAAAAUAUUUGAAUGAAUGAAUGCAUGAACGAAUGCAUUUGUGAGAAGAGAAUGGAGACAGGGAGAUUAGUUAGGCGAAAAGACCAGGAAGCCUGUUGUAGGGCAAGGGCAAUAGGAAUAGAUUGGAAGUGAUAAGAUGUGAGCUGUUCAAAUGAUGAACUGGACUAGGUGACUGAUUAUUGGAUGUGGAGGGUGAUUGAGAGGAUAGAAUGAGUACCCACAAAUAGCCAAGAUUCCUACCCUAUCCCAGUUGUCUCCUCAUCCAUCUGAAUUAGAAUCUCCUUCCAGCCUCCUCAGCACCUGGAGCUCCUCCCUUGAUCAGUUCAACAUUCUGUGUGCUGUGUGGUCUCUCACUUCUCCCACCCCAGCCAUUGAUUCAUUCAUUCAGUUCAAUAAGUCUUGGCUAAGCACCUCCUAUGUACAGUGAGGCUCCUUCAAGCCAGGACUCUGACUCCCUCUUUCCUAUCUCAAGAGAUGUUUUUGAGGGCUUUCCCAGGUAAGACUCAUAUCCCUUAUCCAAUAACAUAGAUGCCCAAAAUGUUGACCUGCAUGGGAACUGAGAGACUCCCCAACCCCUUCCUGAGGCCCUUGGAGGGGAAUAAGGUCCCACUAUUAGAAAGAGUUGGAGCCAGAUCUGGAACCCAAGUUCCUUUUGCACAUCACCUCUAGAGCCUCAGUCUUGAUCUAUAUCAUUGCAGAUCAGGACCAGCAGAGGUGGUCAGGGAGAAGGUGGGACUUAGGUUGAGCCAUGAAGGACAAUGUACUGUACAGGCUGAACAAGAUGCUUUCCAAUUACACUGCCCCCUUUUGGAAGCCCUCAUCAAACCUGCCAUGCCCUCAGUCAUUUCUAAGAGGUUUCUUUAGCAAAAGUUGUCAUGCUCUGUACCAUGUGACCUCACAGACCUGGCCAAAGAUGGCUAGAUUUGGAUAGUACCUGACUCAAGACAGCCAAUCUCUAGGCUAGCCAGAAGCCUAUUAGGUGGACUUGGUGUAAGGAUUCCACCUCAUAGAGGUGGUGUGUUUCUAAUGGAAAAUGCAUGAAACAAUCAGAUCUUUAAGGGAGACUGAAUAUGAGGUGUUAAGAAGUGAACAAUUAAUUAGAAUUUAAUGAGGCAGAAGUGGUGGAUGAGGGGUAGCCAGAAACUAAAUAGCAAAAGCAAAGAGAAAGCUUCAAAAGUCAUAAGCCAUGAGAUAUUUGUAUCAUGAGAUCAUGGAGCCACAAGAUAACAGAAGCCAUGAAGCAGCAAGGCAACAAUGGGCCAAAAGGAUGUAGAAGCCAUGAAACAAUAGGACCCACAGUGUCGCAAGAGCCAUGAAGAACGGAACACAUGAGUCAAAAUUGAUCAUGUGAGAUCCAUGAAGCAGCAGAAGGCUUGAAGAGACAAGAUCCAAGAAGCAGCAGAAGCGAUGAGACUGCAAGAGCCACAAAGUAGCUGGAACCACAUGGCAGCAAGGCAACAGAAAUGGAAGAGACAGCAGGAGUUACAGUGCAGGCAGAAGCUACAGCAGAGAAGUCACGGAUUAAUAGGAACUGAAGCCCCAAGAGCCUCGGAGCUGCAGGAGCUGGGAGGCAGCAGAAGCCAUGGGCUAGCAAUGAGGGGAGCAGAAAGAAGUUAGUCAGUAGCAGUAGGAGGAGUAUAAAUACAGCCAGAAAGUAGUUGAGUCACCAUUUUGGGAAACACUAGAGAAGGGAGCAACAGAUGCCUGCAGCUGAGGGGGUGACAAGAUAAGCCAGGCUCUAGAGCUGCUUUGGAUCAUAAACCAUUUUCAAGUUUCUGUUCUUCAGCGAGGCUGCCUGUGUAACUGUUCUUGUCUUCCUUAUUUCCCUGUGAAUGCUUUAAUAAAUCCCAAUCACUAACCUGA